AUGUAAUUUGACCAAGAUAUUGGCCCUUGGCGUAAUGAUGAGAAUAGACCAAGUUCACGUUAUAAUAACUCACACUCAACAUCAAUUAAUAAAAAUUAAAGUGAAAUUAAAGGUGCUCAUUAGUUUACUCAUCAAAUCAACUCUGAAAGAAGAAAUUUAUUACCAAGACUUAAAUUAAGCAAUAUUAAUCCGAGAGUAUUCAUUACCAAAAUAUCACAAAAUGAAUCAGUGAGGAAGAGAGAAGAGUCUUUAGAUUAAUAAGCUUUACCUUAAUUAUUGAAAAAUAAAGAACUUUUAUAGUUUAAAAGGUAUAAAAAUAGGCAAACUGAAAUCAAAGUUGUUUUAGAGAUUGAGAAAAUCAUUAGAAGAAAUUUAUUUUAUGUACCAACUCAUAAAUUUACAAUGAUUGAUUGA
This is a messenger RNA of Paramecium sonneborni, 414 nucleotides long. Lineage: Eukaryota; Ciliophora; Oligohymenophorea; Peniculida; Parameciidae. The record is from the annotation of a GenBank genome assembly.